Messenger RNA from Penicillium macrosclerotiorum, 1119 nucleotides. RefSeq names its product fungal specific transcription factor domain-containing protein. Gene Ontology annotation, biological process: regulation of DNA-templated transcription. Gene Ontology annotation, cellular component: nucleus. The record is from RefSeq and is a predicted model, not a curated record. The coding region runs from base 1 to 1119 and encodes 372 amino acids. Gene Ontology annotation, molecular function: transcription cis-regulatory region binding; DNA-binding transcription factor activity, RNA polymerase II-specific. The transcript has 3 exons. NCBI's taxonomy places the organism in Eukaryota, Fungi, Ascomycota, Eurotiomycetes, Eurotiales, Aspergillaceae.
AUGGACUCACUGGCUCACGACCCCGGAUACAACCAGCUGGAUACAUUUCUGUAUCUAGCUGUGGCACAAGCUAUAACUUUAGGCUUGAACCAAGAGAACUAUAGUGCCAAAAUCCAGAGCCAACCGACUCCUUACCUUAGGCAAGAUGAUCUUGUUCAUGACCAAGCUUCAGCUCGCACCCUGGAAGAAAAACGCACCUUUCUGGGAUGCUAUUAUCUUACCAUGAUAUAUUCAGUAUGUCUGAAAGACAUGCAGCCCUUGAAAUUUACAGAUUAUGCAGAUGAAUGCUGUCAAACGUUAUGUAAUGCUUCAGAGUUCCCAAAUGAUACAUACGGGGUUCAUUUGGUCCGUACGAUGCAUCUCGCGGAAAAGAUUCUUCGUGCAAAUUCGGGGCAAGAGUCGAAAUCCACUAUUAUUAUCUCGGCUCCAGUCGGACUGAGCCUGAGAGGGUAUCAAUCUGAGAUCAAGGCCCUCAAAGCUUCGUUCUCGUGUGAUUUCCCACAAUCAGCCACGUUGGACUUCCAUUACAAUACCCUUGAGAUACUUUUGUAUCGCGUUUCCCUCGGCAACGAUCUUUCAGAUGCUCAAUAUGGCGAUUACCCGGUGACACUGCUUGACCUCCUGUUUCGCUGCUUGGAAACAACAAAACUUUUCUUCCAGAAUUUUUAUUCAUUGCCAUCCGCUUUAUUUCCACUCUUGCCGUUCACAUUCUACUGCCAAUUUGGCCAGGCCAUUGUAACUCUAUCGAGGUUAUCCCUGUACCAAACAGACAAAGGCGAUUGGGAUCGUGACUAUGUGCAACAGACACUUGAUCUAGAUCACACAGUUGACAGGCUGACACGAAAAAUGGAAGAAGUGCAGCUUUCUGCUUCCUGCACCAGCGGAUGUAGUCAGCAAAAGACAGAUGAGCUGCCGGAAAUUUAUGGAAAGAUCAGUCGGGCUACGAAAAUGAUUAAGGAGGCGCAUCUUUCAAGAAAGUGGGCCAUGGAGAAAGCUCAAAUACAGACAGAGCAGCAAGUAUUCUCAGAUUUUGAUUUCAUGUCCAGCGUCCCCAUAGAUAGUUUUUUUACCAUCCCGGACUUUGGAAACCUGCCGGAUGCUUUUGAAGGGCUCAUAUAG